UCUGAUUGAGUUGUCCUUAGGGAGAGGUAGCCUUAGGUAUUGCCUAUAAAAAUAUCACGUGACAAUUGGAGGGAGUGACAAUUGGACGUGACAAUUGACAAUGGGAGAAAAUAUCACGUGACAAUCACGUGAUAAACGUCAUACAUUGGAGGGAGAUUGUGAUUCAAGCUGGAGGAAUUCCUUUGUUGAGCCGCUAGAAUCCGAAGGAAACAGCGGAAAUUGCCUACGACUAUUUAAUGAAUUUAACGGUGAUGAAUAAGUGCGAAAAACGUUUUGGCUUUAUAAAAUUUGAUGAAAUGACCAGGGUAAAAGUUUUAUUACUGGCGGUCAAUUCAAAGCGGCGCAAACAUUUAAACAGUGAAGAUAGUGAAGCACGAUUCAAAGUGUGGUACACCUUUCGUACUUUGAGCGGCGAUAGCGGGAUAACGGUGUGGAGCUUCGAGGAUCGGUCUUCAGUUCCCGGACCAGAAAGGCAUCAAGAGUAAUUGAAAGAUGACAGACACAGAAAUAAGCAUAAAUGGAGUGCCAGUGAGGUUUCCAUUUGAACCAUAUGAAAUUCAGAAGGUCUACAUGGAGAAAGUGAUAACAUGCUUGCAACAGGGCGCGAACGGAGUGCUGGAGUCGCCGACGGGAACCGGUAAAACGCUCUGUCUGCUCUGCUCGACGCUGGCCUGGGCCGAGUCGGUCCGAGCCCAGCAGGCGGCCACCGUCCGCGGCAUGGCAGAACUGAACCCGGAGUUCUACUCGGCCCUCAGCGCUCAGCUCGACCAGGCGGCGGGAUCAGGCUGGGGAAACUCGGCCACGCCCUCCAUCAUAGGUGCGCCUAAGAUCAUCUUCGCGUCUCGGACACACUCUCAGCUGUCCCAGGUGGUGCAGGAACUGAAACGGACCUCGUACCGAUACGUACGGGCAGUGGUGAUUGGCUCCCGGGACCAGUUGUGCAUCCACCCCGAGGUCAGCAAGGAGACCAACAACAGUGUCAAGGUGCACAUGUGCCAGGCAAAGGUCAAGUCGCGCACCUGCCACUACUAUAAUCAGGUGGAGCCCCGCCGCACUGACAAACACCUGACAGAGGCUCCUGUCACGGACAUCGAGGACCUGGUCACGCUGGGAAACAAGCUAAACUUUUGUCCGUACUACAUGGCGCGGUCACUGCGAGAGGCAGCAGAUGUGAUCUUCCUGCCCUACAACUACCUCCUCGACCCCAAGACACGCAAAGCCAACGGCGUUGAACUCCAAAACAGCGUGGUGAUUUUCGACGAGGCGCACAACAUUGAGAAGAUGUGCGAGGAGUCUGCGUCGCUUCAGCUGCGAUCCACCGACAUCGCGUUAUGUGUGGACGAGCUGACACACGUGCUGACUCAGCUGGUGGCUCCGGAGGCGGGCGCUGACCCCGAGUUUACCUCAGCCGCCGCCGCCGCCGAGCUCAGCGCUGAGAACCUGGCGCUGAUGAAGACCAUGCUGCUGGAACUGGAGCGUGCCAUCGACGCCAUCCCGCUGCCGAACGCUGCCGACGGCGCCCACUUCCCGGGCAGCUACAUGUUCGAGCUGCUGGAGCGGGCGCAGAUCACUCACGGCCGGCGAGCGGUGAUUGUCGAGGAACUGGAGAAGGUGAUCUCGUUCCUCACCAACUCGGCGACUUCGGUGUUCUCCCGGCGCGGCAACGGGCUGCAGAAGUUUGCCGACCUCAUCAAGGUGGUCUUCAACCGCGACACGUUCGACCUGAAGCACAUGGAGCGAGUCAAGAAGUGCUACAAGGUACACGUGGGUUUGGAGCAGCAGAAGGCCGGCAAGCGGCCGAGAAACGACCCAUGGCAGAAGGCGCAGUCGACCGCUGACUGCCGCGUCCUUUCCUACUGGUGCUUCAGCCCCGGGUUCGGGAUGGCCGAUCUGAUGGAUCAGGGAGUCAAGUGUGUCCUGCUGACGAGCGGCACACUGGCGCCACUCAGCUCCUUCACCUCCGAACUGCAGGUGCCGUUCCCCAUCAGCCUAGAGAACCCCCACAUCAUUCAGUCGGACCAGGUGUGGGUGGGCUGUAUCAGCCGCGGUCCGGACGGCACGCCCCUCAGCUCCAGCUACCAGAACCGCACCAGUGCCCGCUACCUCAGCUCACUGGGGCAGACGGUGGCCAACGUGGCCCGUCUGGUGCCCGACGGACUGCUCGUCUUCUUUCCGUCCUACUCGAUGCUGCGCGCGUGCCAUGAGGCGUGGCAGACGAACGGAGUCUGGGGUCGCAUCGCCGCCAACAAGUCUGUGUUUGUGGAGACGGGUGGGAAGGAGGUGUUUGCGCAGAACAUGAACGACUACUACAGCCGCAUCAUCAGCCCCACCGAGGGCACCCGCGGCGCCUGCUUCAUGGCCGUGUGUCGAGGCAAGGUCUCCGAGGGACUCGACUUCUCCGACAGGAACGGCCGCGCCGUCAUCAUCACCGGCCUGCCGUACCCGCCGCUGAAGGACCCGCGGGUGGUGCUGAAGCGGCAGUACCUGGACGAGGUCCGCCGGACUCCGAGUGGCGCCGGCGGCGCGCAGGGCCUCUCCGGCCAGGACUGGUACCGUCUGGAGGCGUCACGCGCCGUCAACCAGGCGGUCGGACGCGUCAUCCGUCACCGACGAGACUACGGAGCCGUCAUCCUGUGUGACUCGCGCUUCGGAGAUGCGGGGUUCUCGGGCCAGCUGUCGGCCUGGGUUCGGCCCUACCUACGUGUGCACGCCAACUUUGGCACCGUGGUGCGAGAACUCACCCAGUUCUUCAAAUCCUGCCAGGAGAAGUACCCGUGCUCCAGCCAGCCGGCCGCGGCAGCCAGUGACCGACCCGCCGGACCGGCCACCCACGCCACCUUCGCGUUCGCGCCGUCCCGCGUGUCAGCAGCUCGAUCAGACAGCAACGGUAGCAGCGGCGGUGUGCCGGAGCAGGGGUCCGCGAACUCCGCCUCGCUGGUGCAGAUGUACGGCCGGACCGGCAGUGGCAGCAAGACCGAGCCUGGGACGGCCGGCAGCGGUGGGGGACUGCUAGAUCAGAUGAACAAGUGGAGUGGGGCGGCAGGGGCAGCGGCUGGCGCACCCGGGACCGUGAAGGCAGAGCGGACCUGUCAGUCUGCGCCCGUCACUACCCUCGCUAGUGCUGCUGAUGCGACCUCCGCCCCCGCCGCGGGCCGGGGCCGAAAGUUCAAGCUGUCGCACAACCCGGCGGCGUUAGUUCUGGGCGGCAGACGGGUGCCUGAUAGCACUGCUGUGCUGGCCACCGACUGUUCGCCUCCGAACAAGACAGCCAGGGCCGACGAACGGACAGGGGCCGGCGCGGGCAAUACAGCUGUGGCCAGUCCUACACCCGACGGGACGGGAGCAGCCGCCGCAGCUGCCGAGAAGGCGACAGCUGCAGCUCCCGAGAAGGACGCCAAAAAGAAGAGCAAGAUCGCCGACUACAUAAUUGGGGCCAAGAGGCUGCUGUCGGCCGCCGACUACAAGCUGUUUGCGGCGGCGAUCAAGGGCUACACGGCCACGCGCGACUUCCCAGAGCUGGUGUCGAGCCUGGCCGGGGUGCUGGUGGGCACCGGCGACCAGCAGCUGCAGCAGCUCUUCAGAGGAUUCGCGCAGUUUGUCCGGCCCGAACACAAGACUCGGUUUGAAGACGCCUGCCGCGAGCUGACUGGCUCGGUUUGAGGAUUCCUGCCGCGAGCGGCCUGACUGGCUCGGUUUGAGGACGCCUGUCGUGAGCUGACUGGCUCGGUUUGAGGACGCCUGUCGUGAGCUGACUGGCUCGGUCUCAACAUGAAGUCAUGACGCCUUAUCGGACGCAGCUCGAGUAUGUCAGCUGUCAGGCCGACUGGCUCGGUUUCGUGACGUCAUGGCGUCUGGUUGAUGUCGCUCGCGUGACUAUCUGAGAGUGACGCUGUUCGAAGGCCAACGCGGGUCCGGGAUCUCGCUGCUGACUGGUGGCUUGCUGUGUUUGCUGGGUAUUUCGCUGUGAUAGACUGGGGUCCUGGUGAUGGCUGGGUUUGUCAGGCUAAAACCCGUAGCCAAUGCUGUGAAGUCCUGACACUAGAGUGAUUGUGCCUUGUGAUAUUUCAGCAGGAUGAGAAGCGCUUGUUUCAGUGACGCGUCAUCGAGUGCUUUUGAUAUUCAUUUACAGAACAUUGUUCGUACAUGAGUAACUGCAUGAGUAACUGUUAUCUAAUGGAUCUAGUCUAUUGUGCCUCGUGUCAUGACUGCCAUAUUCAUGUCAUUGUUGUUGGUUUGCGUGGACCGAUAUGCAUUCAUUCCAGUGCGCAGCUCGAUACCAUAGGUCUUCACACUUGUUACUGUUGUUAGAGAGUGCCUUUCGUAGGUCAUUUCAUGAAGUUUUCUCGGGUGAACUGCAACGAAUAGCUCACACAGUGCGCCAUCCAUGUUUGUACUCUAUAUUUUCUAACAGAUGUUUACUUGCCUUUACCUAGUUAUAACACAAUACACCGGAACACUGCGACUACGCUGUCUGCAUAUUUUAAAUAUGUAUUGAUAAAUCUGAUCACCGAAUAUCAA
Messenger RNA from Amphibalanus amphitrite, 4518 nucleotides. RefSeq names its product regulator of telomere elongation helicase 1-like. Gene Ontology annotation, molecular function: hydrolase activity, acting on acid anhydrides, in phosphorus-containing anhydrides; DNA binding; DNA helicase activity. NCBI's taxonomy places the organism in Eukaryota, Metazoa, Arthropoda, Thecostraca, Balanomorpha, Balanidae. Gene Ontology annotation, biological process: negative regulation of DNA recombination; DNA replication; regulation of double-strand break repair via homologous recombination. The coding region runs from base 493 to 3660 and encodes 1055 amino acids. Gene Ontology annotation, cellular component: nucleus. The transcript is spliced from 14 exons. The record is from RefSeq and is a predicted model, not a curated record.